This is a messenger RNA of Ictidomys tridecemlineatus (thirteen-lined ground squirrel), 2951 nucleotides long. Lineage: Eukaryota; Metazoa; Chordata; Mammalia; Rodentia; Sciuridae. The record is from RefSeq and is a predicted model, not a curated record.
CAACCACGCUCUGAGGCCUGCCGUGGACUGAAGGACCAGCCAGACCAUGGAGACAGUGUGACAUAGAAGAGAGGAUUCGGGGACUUAACUGUUGGGUUCGCGUCCUGGCUCUGCCAGGUGUUCCAGUGAAGUGACAUCUCCACCUCCGUGGACAGGACACCCUCAGGAGCUCAGCUAGCAGCCACUGGACCGCCGGGGCCUCCAUGGGUGCUUGAGGGCUGGGCGCCAGGGCGGCGGGCACGAGCAUGGUGAGACACCAGCCGCUGCAGUACUACGAGCCCCAGCUGUGCCUCUCCUGCCUCACCGGCAUCUACGGCUGCCGCUGGAAGCGCUACCAGCGCUCUCAUGAUGACACCACACCGUGGGAGCGCCUCUGGUUCCUGCUCCUCACCUUCACCUUUGGCCUCACGCUCACCUGGCUGUACUUCUGGUGGGAAGUCCACAAUGACUACGACGAGUUCAACUGGUACCUCUACAACCGCAUGGGCUACUGGAGUGACUGGUCUGUGCCCAUCCUCGUGACCACAGCUGCUGCCUUCACAUACAUCGCAGGCCUCCUGGUGCUGGCGCUAUGUCACAUUGCCGUGGGGCAGCAGAUGAACCUGCACUGGCUGCACAAGAUUGGUCUGGUGGUCAUCCUGGCCUCCACUGUGGUAGCCAUGUCAGCCGUGGCCCAGCUAUGGGAGGACGAAUGGGAAGUGCUGCUGAUCUCCCUGCAGGGAACAGCACCAUUUCUGCACAUGGGGGCCCUGGCUGCCAUCACUGCACUCUCCUGGAUCGUGGCCGGACAGUUCGCCCGUGCAGAACGGUCCUCUUCCCAGGUGACCAUUCUCUGUACCUUCUUCGCUGUGGUCUUUGCCCUCUACCUGGCCCCUCUUACCAUCUCUUCUCCCUGCAUCAUGGAGAAAAAGGACCUGGGCCCCAAGCCUGCCCUCAUCGGCCACCGCGGGGCCCCAAUGCUGGCCCCAGAGCACACGCUGAUGUCCUUCCGGAAGGCACUAGAGCAGAAGCUGUAUGGGCUCCAGGCUGACGUCACUGUCAGCCUGGACGGUGUGCCCUUCCUCAUGCACGACACCACGCUGCGGCGCACCACCAACGUGGAGCAGGCAUUCCCGGAGCUCGCCCGCAGGCCCGCCUCCAUGCUCAACUGGACCGUCCUGCAGAGGCUCAACGCCGGGCAGUGGUUCCUGAAGACUGACCCCUUCUGGACGGCCAGCUCCCUGUCACCCUCCGACCUCAGGGAGGCCCAGAACCAGUCCAUCUGCAGCCUGGAAGAGCUGCUGGAGCUGGCCAAGGGCAACGCCACGCUGCUCCUCAACCUCCGCGACCCGCCCCGGGAGCACCCCUACCGCAGCAGCUUCCUCAAUGUCACGCUGGAGGCCCUGCUGCGGUCUGGCUUCCCACAGCACCAGGUCAUGUGGCUGCCAAACAGGCAAAGGCCCCUCGUGCGGAAGGUGGCUCCUGGCUUCCAGCAAACGUCAGGCUCCAAGGAGGCUGUCGCCAGUCUGCGGAGAGGCCACAUACAGCGGCUGAACCUGCGCUACACUCAGGUGUCCCGCCAGGAGCUCAGGGACUACGCGUCCUGGAACCUGAGUGUGAACCUCUACACUGUCAAUGCGCCGUGGCUCUUCUCCCUGCUGUGGUGCGCUGGGGUCCCAUCUGUCACCUCUGACAACUCCCAUACCCUGUCCCAGGUGCCUUCCCCACUCUGGAUCAUGCCCCCGGACGAGUACUGUCUCAUGUGGGUCACCGCCGACCUGAUCUCCUUCACCCUCAUCGUUGGCAUCUUCGUGCUUCAGAACUAUCACUUGAUCAGGUGGCGCCUGGGUGGCAUCCGGAGCUACAACCCUGAGCAGAUCAUGCUGAGCGCUGCGGUGCGCCGGACCAGCCGGGAUGUCAGCAUCAUGAAGGAGAAGCUCAUCUUCUCAGCAGAGAUCAGCGAUGGCGUGGAGGUCUCCGAUGAGCUCUCCGUAUGUUCAGACAGCAGCUACGACACAUAUGCCAACAGCACUGCCACGCCUGCGGGCUCCCGAGGGGGCGGCAGCCAUACCAAGACCCUUACAGACCGGGGUGGGCGUUAGCAGAAGACCUGUCUGUCUGGGCCUGUACCUGACAUAGAAAACAGGAGAGCCCAGGAGAGCUGGCAGAAGCGUGUUGGACCGAGAGCUCCGGGAGCUGGCUCCGCAGCCUCUACUUGGGGCCUGGCCCCUUGUCACCAUGACCUCUCUUGGAGGGUGUUUCCUCUCCCCUGAGGCCCAGCUGGGCCAGGAUUCUAGCCUUUCAGAUGCCCCUGCAGGCCUGGGGCUCCUUCUGGGAAGUGUGGAGUCUGGGGCCUGGUCCUGCUCUCACAGGCCUCUCUCACAUCCCAGCCAGAAAGCUUUGAUGGGUCACUGGAUGGUGCCAUCUUCCGUGGCAACGGGGAUGUGAUUGCCCACCUGUGUCUGUCUACCUGUCUACCAUGGGCAACUGACUUCUCCAUUUUUAUCCUACCUUGAAGACCUGGGCUAGGCUUUUACCCCUGGCCCCUGGCAGCUCUGCUCUCCAUGUCAGUCUCAAAGCACAAGGAAGUUCUGCCCAGGGAGGAAAGCCGGUGGCUGUGAUCCAGAUACAUCCUCCUUCCCAACCAGCCUCCCACCACCACCACCAGCCCCUGCCCCACCAGAGGGCUUGAACUAUGUCCCCUAGGAGGAGCUGGAGAUAGCCAGAAGUACAGGCUGAGAGCUGGUCUAUCUCACACCCAAGUGUCCAACAGGCCUCUGGGGAAGAAGUGGCCCUGAGGCCCAGGAGAUCUACAGACUAAUACAACCUCAUGUUCCCCCACUGUGGCCACAAGGCAAAGACCCCUUAGGAAAAGUGUUCUGAGCAUGAUGAAAUGUGGACAUGUGGCCAGUAGGCCUGCAGUGGAGGGAGCCUGAGGGCCUCGUCCAGGAUGAUUAAAGCUGCCAUCUUGA